This is a messenger RNA of Gloeophyllum trabeum ATCC 11539, 1689 nucleotides long. RefSeq lists its product as uncharacterized. The coding region runs from base 4 to 1533 and encodes 509 amino acids. The record is from RefSeq and is a predicted model, not a curated record. Lineage: Eukaryota; Fungi; Basidiomycota; Agaricomycetes; Gloeophyllales; Gloeophyllaceae. The transcript is spliced from 4 exons.
GCCAUGUCGGACACUGCAGCCUGUCGCAUCCUGACCGUUUCAUCCACCACCGAGCAGGCGCGCAAGUUUAUCGGACGCCUCAAGGCGCUCUCCGACGAUCCGAGCGAGGUGCCCGAAGAAGGCCCAGUGCCUUGGACGAUAACGAACAGGUAUUACACGGCGGACGUUCAUUUUGAGCCGAUUGCCUUCGAGCAGUGGAGCUCCUAUCAUGCUGAAGGAGUACCGGCGGUCAUUUACGUCUGGGCACACGGCGAGCCUUACAAGGAACGAGUUCCACUAGUUGCGAAGAGACUGGAGGACCAUGACCCCGAAGUGUCCCUUGCUGUCCGUAUGGGUGGCGAGUCCCAGACUGGGACUGACACGGACGAAGGAGUGGACGAAUUUAUCGCGGGUCAUGGCUUUGAAUUCAUCAACGGAGACUCGAGCGCCUCGCAUUCGGAUGACGCCCUCACUGAUCAUCGUGAAUCAGGCAUCCCAGGGCUUCCACGCGUCGUAGAUGCACUGAGCACCAUAAUGUGGCCAUCCAUGGUCCAAACACAAGCGACUCGAGACCGCAAGAGCCGUGCUCACGACCUGCUCGGAUUAGCAAGCAGAGAUGAGGAGGCCGACGGCCUCCGGUCGCUUCUGAAUGCGGACGAUACGCAAGAGGAUCAGGACACGCGAAUGAAGAAAGAGAUGGAAGAUCUCGCUAAAUGGCUGGAAGAAGACAAUCCUUGGAGUACCGAUGUAUCUACCAGUGCUGGGCGAACGCCCACGGGCGAUUCUGCAUGGCCAUCUGAAGAGGCCAACGAUGACAACAAGGCCGAGUUCCUCACAACAUUCGAUAGCAUUGAUACAGGAUCUCUCAGUGGGAUGCACACACCCAAGACACACUCUUCCUGGCCGUCUCAUGCUGCAGAAGUGGAGAAGGAUCUGGUGCUUGCGGCGGACGGCGGCGAGUUUCUUUCUGGCUUCGACGACGACUUCAGCGCCUUCGUGUCUGUCUCUGCACCAACGGAGUUCGAUGCGGGGGAGUCUUCCGACGCGUCUACGAGCUUCGAGGCAAAGCGCCUCGUCCCCAUGCACACCGGGGCAUCAUACCGUUCGUUAGCUUCAGACUUGGGAGAGGGAGGCCCCGACAAGCCGGACUGGGGUAACGACGAGGGUGAUGAGGAUUUGCCGUCGCGAGCUGAGAUAGAAGCUACUUCCAGACGGAUCUUCGGUUCCCUCCCAUCCUCGAUGGACCUCGCGUCAAGCGAGGGCAAUCCUGAGUCAAUGCCUGGAUCGUCGGAUAGUGGACAGGACUACGAUAUGUCGGCAUUCGAUUUAUCGAGGGUCGUUGGUGCAUUGCAGGUGAUGAAGGAGGAGAUCGCUGGGAUGGAUGAUGAGGACGAGAGAAGACGAGCGGCGGCGAGGGUUGCACUUGGUUUGGUAUAUGGAUUAGAAGCCCAGAAAGCCAACGAUCCGAAGCAGGAGCAGGAGCAGGAGCAGGAGCAGGAGCAGGAGCAGGAGCAGGAGGGAGACAGACGUGCUGAACCGGAAGAGACACACUAGGCCACCUUACUCUAUCAUGCAGUUUAUUGGGUUAAUCGACGGAUGGCAUUUACUUCUCGAAACGGUAUCAAGGUGGUAAUGUAACAGUUGUGUGCACUGCUACACAAUACACGUGGUUGAGGGCCAUUGGCGGUAGAUUUAAGACUUCGCUCUUCA